This is a messenger RNA of Rotaria sp. Silwood2, 822 nucleotides long. The record is from the annotation of a GenBank genome assembly. NCBI's taxonomy places the organism in Eukaryota, Metazoa, Rotifera, Eurotatoria, Philodinida, Philodinidae.
AUGUUUAUUCGACUGUGGGUUACAUCUAUUUUACUUAUCAUUGUUGUUCAAACAGCAGUAACAAACAGUUCAAAAGGUCAAACGGCUGAUAGUCUUAAAUUACUUAAACAAGAUCCACUUGAUUAUGAUUAUGAUCUAAAUGAUCAAAAAUUAUUAGGAAAUAAUAUUGAAGGUAGUGGAGGUGCUGCAAGUCUUGAUGAAUAUGCUGAUGAUGAUGAAGAAGAAGAAUUAUCUAAAGUUACUGCUAAUAUUAUAAGUAGUAGUAUGACUUCUACAAUAACAACAACAACAACAACAACUGCAAAAUCAACUACAAUUAAAACUACAACAACUACUACAAUAUUAUUAACACCAUGGAUGAGAACUACAUUUAAUUAUGAACAACGAAAUGAAAGAAAUCGAACUACUAGUACAACAACAUUAUCAGCAUUUAAUGAUUUAGAUGCAAGUGAAUUUAAAGAUGAUAAUGAAGAAUAUGCUGAUGAUCUUGAAGAUGAUGCUUAUUAUAAUGAAUUUACAGUAACAAAUAAAAUGUCUACAACAACAACACAUUCAACAACACGAUAUUUAACUCCAACAACUCGUCAAUCAUUAGUUGUUAAUCAUACGGCACCUAUUUGGAUACUAUUUAAAUUUCUAACACGUCCACCUAUUGCAGCCGGUAUUCUUGCUGCUAUUGGUAUUUUUACAUCAAUAAUUCUUCUUAUUUGUAUUAUUCAACGUUAUCAUAAACGUGAAAAAUCUCAUUCAUCAUAUACAACAGGUUUACUUUAUCCAAAUCAAUAUGGUUAUUCAAAGUCACCACAAGAAUUUUAUGCUUAA